Messenger RNA from Protopolystoma xenopodis, 546 nucleotides. NCBI's taxonomy places the organism in Eukaryota, Metazoa, Platyhelminthes, Monogenea, Polystomatidea, Polystomatidae. The record is from the annotation of a GenBank genome assembly.
AUGCCUCUGCUUUUCUUUCAUUCCAUACCUGUUGCCGCUCACCCGGCAACCUGUGCAGGCAAACCUUUUGGGCCUCUGCUGCACUGGUCGGAGUGGCGGAUGCCGCUGACCACCGAAAUGUCCAGCCAUUUGUGUCUCUCCAACUGGCCACAACUGAUGCAACUGCCGCGGGUACCGCCGGAGGGUGGAGCCAUUCACCAAUCGGGCCAGCUCGUGCAUUCCUCACAUGCCGGUCCGGCGGUCGGCCAUUUCGGUCCUGACGCAUCGGCCUCAGCCUCAGGUUCGUCCGGUCGGACGCAUCACUUCGCCACUCGUCUCGCCUCGUUCGAGUCCUCUUCCUCCCAAGGCAUGUGGCCACCGGCGGUGCGACUCGAAAUGCUCGGCCUCUCCUGUGCCUAUCCCGGUCGGGUGGCCGUGGCGUACAGGCUGAUCGGCCAUCUCGGCGGUCACACGCUUAGAGACUGCAGAGACGAGGCGACAGAGGGUGUGAAUGCGGUCAUGCUGACAAUCUUUGAGUGCGAGUCCACAGGUGAAUGGCCAAAGUGA